AGAGAGCUCGUAGCAAAAUUGCCACACCCUGAGUUGACACAAGCGCCACUGGCUGUCAUAUGGGAGAUAACGAGGGCUGCUCUUCACUGCAAAGUUUCGCUGGAGCAGUUCGACCUAUUGUAUGAGCCAAAUGAUAGCUGGCACGACCAGACCAACUUGAGAGAAAUCGUAUCAAGGCACCCGUUGUUUCAUGGCAAAAGCUUGCCCCCUGCCAGCGAUUCUGCGGCGUGGAGGACAGCAAUGACGGACUUUCAAACCAAGGUCAAGACGGCCACGCUUACAGCCGAGUUAGUCUACAACCAGGACGGCGGGCCAUUGUACAGUCUUCGACUACAACCAUUGAGGCUUGAGCUGGGCCAUCGGCUGGCCCGUCGAUUUGGUGCUGAUCGCUUUCUGGAAAUUCUUAUUCCAUCGCCAUCGUCAUCAUCAGAUGAGGACCCCAAGGUGCUGAAAGAGGCCAAGAGCCUUGAAAAGAUUGUAGAAUGGCUGACAAAGUCACGGCAUUACUUUCUCGGGCGGUCCUGGAAGCCGUUCUACGUGCGUGGUGUGAAGGGCAAGAAGAUUCCGGCCACAACCCGUAGCACACCGCAGGACAGGGUCUACCUCUUUGCUUGCGACGGCAACAACUUCCGCAGCCCCUCUAUAGCUGAUGGGAUCCCGCCGCUGGAAGAAGCGCUAGAGAUCAAGAGGCGCACCAAGAUGAAGCUCAGCGGCCUGCUGAAAUGGGCUGUCGCCAUUGAUAAGGAGCGCAAUUCUCAGCAGCCCAUCGCCAAGCUCUUCUCCCGCUUAGCAUUGAGCCUCAGCCGCACUUGGCCCACCGUUGUUCUUGAAAAAGAGCAGAUUCUCGUUCGGCGCAAGGACCUUGAACGUGAAAAGGUGAUGAAUGACGGAAUUGGUCGUAUAUCACCAAGCCUGGCCAAGAAAGUUGCCGACGCGCUCGGGUUGUCCGACUGUCCGAGCUGCUUUCAAGGUCGACUGGGAAGCGCAAAGGGCAUGUGGUUGAUUGAUGUGGAUAGUGACGAUGAGCGGGACUGGGUUGAGAUAUACCCAUCACAGACAAAGUGGGAAUGCGACUUUGACGACCCUCAUCACCGAACACUCGAGAUACGAAAUUGGCCAUCAGAGUUGAAGUCGGCCUCUCUGAACCAGCAGUUUAUACCUAUACUAGAAGCACAGUCUCCGGAGCCCGACGGCAUGCGCCGCGUGAUGGCCGAGCAUCUGGAGAGAGCGCUGCACGCCGACCUCGGUGAGCAAGUAGCCGCCAUGAAGGAGCCUAUGAGUCUCCGGUUAUGGAUUCAUCAAUCUGGCCCCUCAAAGAAUGACCGUUUGCUGGAUGGUUCGACAAAGUUCCUGGCUGGUCUUCCUGACAGUAAUGCGGACAAGGUCGCGUUCCUCCUUGAUUCAGGAUUUGAUCAGAAGAAGAUGAAAUACCUACAGGACAUUGUUUGGGACAUGUGCAAGAGGAAGGCCGAUGUUCUCAAGACCAAGAUGAACAUUACCGUACCGUGUUCGGCCUAUAUCUACAUGGCUGCAGACUUCACGUCGACCCUCGAAGAAGACGAGGUGCACCUUUCAUUUUCCACCAAAUUUCAAGCCGAUGGCUUUUCCGAUACGCUGCUGGAGGGAAUGGAUAUCUUGGUGGCAAGAGUUCCAGCCCAUCUACCCAGUGACAUUCAAAGGGUGAAAGUGGUGUCGCGGCCUGAGCUGCGAAAGCUCAAAGACGUCAUCAUCUUCUCUACCAAAGGCGGAGUUCCCCUUGCCCAUAAGCUAUCCGGUGGCGAUUACGACGGUGACAUGGCCUGGGUGUGCUGGGAUCAAAACAUUGUCAAGAAUUUCAGCAACGCUUCCGAGCUUAAGAAGCCAGACUUGAUCAAGAGCGGAUAUAUACGCAAGAUGGACACGAAAUUCAAAAGUAUCUUGGACGAGGUCGAAAGCAACAACUACUACAAGUAUAAGAGUAACACAUCUGAGCAUCUGGAGGAUGCCUGCGCCGACUUUAUAGCCCAGGCAUUCCUGUUCAAUCUGCAGCCCGCAUUUCUUGGUCGAUGUACAAACUACAAGGUGAAGCUGUGUUACGCACAUAACUCGGUUCACGAUCGGGCCGCUAUACACUUGAGCCAGCUGCUUGGCUAUCUGGUCGACCAGAGCAAGCAGGGUUAUGUGUUUACACAGGACGACUGGCAUCGUUUCCGCACAGUGCACUUGGGAAUGAAAAAGACCCUCUUGAACGAGCCAGAGUAUGCAAAAGAGAAGGGAACGCGGCUACCUGAUAAGGGAGGCCGGCUGCAUGUGCUCGAUUACUUGCGCUUCGACGUCGCCGAAAAAGUCAUUGACGCCGUCUUGACCAGCUUCCACGAAUCCAUCCACGGGAAAGACUCGGAGGUGCAAACCUAUGAUUCGGAGCUCACGAAGCUCACCAACCUCUACGACGAGCAGGCCACCACUUCUUCCAGCUGCAGACAGCUCUUGACCCAUCUGCGGAGCAGCAUCGCUGCGCUCUCGGACGAGUGGCGUGUGAGCAUGCGCGACGGGAUUGAAAACUCAAAGUUUGCCAACAAGGCCGAGGCUGUCUACCAAAAAUGGCUGGACAUACAACCGCCGCCCGAGCUGCUGAUGAGCGGCGAGUUUCCCGCGCUAGUCCAUGACGCAAACAAGGCUUCGGCGUUGAGUAACUGGCAGCUGCUGAAAGCUUCGACCACUUUCAAGAAGUAUCACCACAGCGCGCCCAAGUUUGUCUGGAACAUGGCCGGAAAGCAGCUUGCCUACAUCAAGGCGAUGGCGCGAAACGACGCUGGCGAGACGUCAAAGGUGCUUGUGAUUCCCGAGAUGUGGGGGGUCCUGCGGCCGGACAAGAAGCUCAUCACCUCGCUGGCGAUACAGAGGGAGGCUGCGCGGGAUUCGGAGAGUGCACUGGCUUUGGAGGAGGUGUUUGAGUUUGACGAUAAUGGCACUGUUAUUGACGAUGCUUGA
Trichoderma reesei QM6a is the source of this 2970-nucleotide messenger RNA. RefSeq lists its product as uncharacterized. The annotation marks the transcript as partial. NCBI's taxonomy places the organism in Eukaryota, Fungi, Ascomycota, Sordariomycetes, Hypocreales, Hypocreaceae. The record is from RefSeq and is a predicted model, not a curated record. Gene Ontology annotation, molecular function: RNA-directed RNA polymerase activity. The transcript has 2 exons. Gene Ontology annotation, biological process: siRNA processing. Gene Ontology annotation, cellular component: nuclear RNA-directed RNA polymerase complex.